This is a messenger RNA of Gadus morhua (Atlantic cod), 2524 nucleotides long. RefSeq names its product choline/carnitine O-acyltransferase. The coding region runs from base 148 to 2037 and encodes 629 amino acids. Gene Ontology annotation, cellular component: peroxisome. NCBI's taxonomy places the organism in Eukaryota, Metazoa, Chordata, Actinopteri, Gadiformes, Gadidae. Gene Ontology annotation, biological process: carnitine metabolic process, CoA-linked. The transcript has 14 exons. Gene Ontology annotation, molecular function: carnitine O-acetyltransferase activity. The record is from RefSeq and is a predicted model, not a curated record.
GAAGUGAACUCGUCUCCUUCCUCAGGGGGCGGAGACAGGACACAACCCUGGUGUUGAUACUUCUGCUCGGUCGUCCUUGAGGCAUGUCAGCCGGGGCAUCAGAACAUGCACACGAGACCCACCUCCUAAGUGCGUCCUUUUGAAGACAUGUUGGGACAUUUUGUUCGCGCUGCGCUGCGGCCGGGCCUGGGGGGGCAUCCAGCGCGCCGGCUCAGACUGGUGGGGGUCCACCACGUCCCAGAGAGGUCAGUGGUGACCCAGGAGGACCUGCCCAGGCUGCCCGUGCCGCCGCUCAAGCAGACAUGCGAGCGCUACCUGGCCAUGCUGGAGCCCAUCGUCAGCGAGGAGGAGCUGGAGCACACGCGCCAACUGGUGGCCGACUUCCUCCAGGGAGGAGUGGGGGAGAGGCUGCAGAAGAGCCUGGAGCGCAGGGCCAGGAAGACGGAGAAUUGGCUCUCAGAGUGGUGGAUGCAGUCUGCCUAUCUGGACUGCCGCAUGCCGGUGGCCGUGUACACCAGCCCUGGGGUGGUGCUUCCCCGCAUGCAGUACCGCGACCGCCAGGGGCAGAUGAGAUUUGCUGCAAAAUUGAUUACUGGCAUCUUGCAGUUCAAAAAGAUGAUUGACAGCGAUACCUUGCCCCUGGAGUACCUGAGUGGGAAGCCUCUGUGCAUGGACCAGUACUACCAGAUCCUCUCAUCCUGCCGGAUCCCCGGACCAAAGAGAGACACGGUCGCCAACCACAGCAGUGGGAAGUCCUCCCCGCCCACACACAUCACCGUGGUGCACAACUUCCAGUUCUUCGUGCUGGACGUGUACAACAGCGAUGGCUCCCCGCUGACAGAGGACCAGAUCUACAUGCAGCUGGAGAAGAUCUGGAACUCCUCCCUGCAGACCAACAAGGAGCCGAUCGGCAUCCUGACGUCUCAGCACCGUAACACCUGGGGCAAGGCCUACAACAACCUCAUGAAGGACAAGACGAACAAGGAGUCGGUGCGCGCCAUCCAGAAGAGCAUCUUCAGCGUGUGUCUGGAUGCGCCCAUGCCCCGCGUGUCUGACGAGCUGUACCAGAGCCGGGUGGCAGCCCAGAUGCUGCACGGCGGGGGGGCGCGCUGGAACAGCGGCAACCGCUGGUUCGACAAGACACUGCAGUUUAUCGUGGGGGAGGACGGAACAUGUGGCCUGGUCUACGAGCACUCCCCCGCUGAAGGCCCGCCCAUCGUCUUCCUCAUCGACUAUGUUGUUCAAUACAUGCAGCAGCCGGACACGCUGCGUUCCCCCAUGGUGCCCCUCUCCAUGCCCCUCAAGCUGCGCUUCAACAUCACCCCCGAGGUCAAGAGGGACAUCGAGAACGCCAAGCAGAACAUGAACAUGAUGGUCCAUGACCUGGAUGUGAAGGUUCUCGUGUUUUCACAUUUUGGACAAAACGUACCAAAACAACACAAGCUGAGUCCUGAUGCGUUUGUACAGCUGGCGCUUCAACUAGCCUACUUUAGAAUGUAUAACAUGUGCGGCUCCACCUAUGAGAGUGCUUCCUUACGAAUGUUUAAAUACGGGAGAACGGAUGCCAUCAGGUCGACGACGAUGGAUUUGUCCAAGUUUGUGAUGGCCAUGGAUGAUCCAGACAAACAGAACACACAGAAGAUCGCCUUGAUGCGCCAAGCAGUUCAGACCCACCGGCAGACGACCAAAGAAGCAAUCCACGGUCUAGCCAUAGACCGCCACCUUCUUGGGCUGAGGCUGCAGGCUAUUGAGGACCUCACCUCCAUGCCAGAGAUUUUCAUGGACACCUCCUACGCUGUGGCUCAGCAUUGUCACCUGUCCACCAGUCAGGUGGGCUCCAAGACGGACUGCGUGAUGAGCUUCGGCCCCAUGGUGCCCGACGGCUACGGCGUGUGCUACAACCCCAUGGAGGAGCACAUCAACGUGGCCAUCACCGCCUUCAACAGCUGCGAGGAGACCCACGCCGCCAAGUACGGCCGGGCCGUGGAGAAGGCCCUCCUGGACAUGAGGGACCUGCUGGAGGCCCCUGCGUCCUAGAGACUUCACAGGGAGGGGGUCACAGGAACCCCGGUGGUGGUGGACCCCGGUGUCCCUACUCUUUACUGUAAGACGGAGUUAACGUCUAGACCUGCUGCCGCUGGUGGGAACGGGGUAUGGGGACUGCAGGGAAGGGUGAAGUGUUUCCCCUGAGGAGGGUGAACCCAGGGCACUUUGUUAUGAAGGGGGUCUACGGUUCUAUUACCCCCCAUUCACACCCGCAAAAAUGCACUGCGUUAAUUAUAGAAAGAGAUGAUGACAAUGGAGCUUAUUUUCUUAUUGAUAUUUAUAUUUAGAUUGAGUGCUCAUUGAGUGUUAAUAAAACAGAGGUAACAGAUAAAUAUAUAUAUAGAUUACUUAUUGUUGUUUUUCUGUGCAGAAAAUAGAUUGACUAUUUCAGUGCUGAACAGACUGUGCUUCUGAAUGUAACAUGAGAUUGUUUUGCUUCUGACAUUAAGCAAUAAAUGUUGAAGAAAUGUGCGUGGUC